Silurus meridionalis is the source of this 1197-nucleotide messenger RNA. It is a transcript of the gene gadd45aa, whose product is annotated as growth arrest and DNA-damage-inducible, alpha, a. The coding region runs from base 117 to 593 and encodes 158 amino acids. Gene Ontology annotation, biological process: regulation of cell cycle. The transcript is spliced from 4 exons. NCBI's taxonomy places the organism in Eukaryota, Metazoa, Chordata, Actinopteri, Siluriformes, Siluridae. Gene Ontology annotation, cellular component: nucleus; cytoplasm. The record is from RefSeq and is a predicted model, not a curated record.
CUCCCCGGUGACAGACGGACAGUGCGGCAGAGCGGCACGAAGCGCGGUGUGGAUUAAACCUCUGUGUGUUUACGCGUUUUUUUGUUUUCUUCGUGCUGGAUUUCCUGAGAAGCAACAUGACCUUCGAGGAGCUGAACGGAGUUUAUACUUCUGCUGAAAGGAUGGAUUCGGUUUCCAAAGCCCUGGAGGAGGUCCUCACUUCUGCCCUGCUUCAAGGCUGGGUUACGGUGGGAGUUUAUGAAUCUGCCAAGUCGUUGAACGUAGACCCGGAUAACGUCGUGCUGUGCGUCCUCGCGACCGACGACGAGGACGGGAAGGACGUCGCCUUGCAGAUCCACUUCACUCUCAUCCAGGCCUUCUGCUGCGAAAACGACAUCAACAUCCUGCGUGUGAACAACACCAGGCGUCUCGCCAAGAUCUUGGGGAAACCGGGGAAGCAGGGAGGAGAACAGACGGAUCUCCACUGCAUCCUCGUCACUAUCCCACGUGCAUCUUCCUGGAAGAACCCGGCGUUAUGGAAAGUGCAUCGCUUCUGCCACGAGAGCCGCUGCAUGGACCAGUGGGUUCCUGUCAUCAACCUCCCCGAACGAUGAAAACAAAAAAUUCGGAUGAAAUACAAAAAAAAAACGAUAUUAUAAAAUAAAAAAAGUUUUCCUCCUGAGUACACCAGAACUCGCAACUGGAUCUCGGCCAGUUCUCUGGAAGGAGGAGGGGUUUUCUCCAGUAACCUCAGCCAAGAUGACUCUGCAGGUUUUUAUUUUUGCUUUCGGAGAAAAGAGAGGACUCUGAGCUGGAGAAGGAGAAACUCAUGGACUGUAUGUGCUGAUCAGCGAGGCUCUUGCACGGAGGAUUUCUUUCUUGGAAGUGUGGAAUCGGGACGAGGCCGCCGGAGCUGCUGAGCUACUCGCGAAAUACAUUAUUUAAACUUUAUUAUUAUUAUUAUUAUUGUAAAACAUAAACUGAUUAUGUAAAUAUAUUUAAAAAUUGAGACGGAUUCAGAACACCACUUUUUUGUAAAAGUUUUUUUUCUUUCGUUGGUUUUGAGUUUUUUCAGUUUCUAGUUUGUAAAUUAAAUUAUUCCAUAUUUACUUAAAAAAAAAAAGUAUUUAUGCUAAUUCACUUUUAUACCACCAACUGACCUGUGAUUGGUUACAGAUGUAUUUUGUGAUGCAAUAAAUUAUAUUUUGAAAAGUAAAA